Molecule: messenger RNA, 1603 nt
Organism: Drosophila biarmipes
Lineage: Eukaryota; Metazoa; Arthropoda; Insecta; Diptera; Drosophilidae
Gene: zpg
Product: innexin inx4
Exons: 3
Coding region: 124-1227 (367 amino acids)
Biological process (GO): phototransduction
Cellular component (GO): plasma membrane; gap junction
Molecular function (GO): gap junction channel activity
Source: RefSeq, a predicted model, not a curated record
CACACAGACCGUUAGAAUGCCGCGUGCUUUUGGAAUUAUUUAGAGCUCACAGGAAGACAUAAGCUUAGAAUCUCGCGAAAAUAAAUGUUUAAGCCCUAAAGUGAUAAUUUUUAACACGGUAAAAUGUACGCAGCGGUUAAGCCACUCUCCAAAUAUCUGCAGUUCAAGUCGGUGCACAUCUACGAUGCCAUUUUCACGCUGCACUCGAAGGUCACGGUGGCCUUGCUCUUGGCCUGCACUUUUCUGCUCUCCUCGAAGCAGUAUUUCGGGGAUCCCAUCCAGUGUUUGGGCAACAAGGACAUGGACUUCGUGCACGCCUUCUGCUGGAUUUACGGGGCCUAUGUGCACGGCAAUGAGACCAUGGAGCCUCUGAAAAACGGGGCAGCGCAGUGCCGACCUGAUACCAUGGGCACUGUUCCCAUGGAUAAGCGCCGCUACAUCAUCUACUACCAGUGGGUGGUGCUAGUCCUGCUCCUCGAGUCCUUCGUGUUCUAUUUGCCCGCCUUCCUCUGGAAGAUUUGGGAGGGCGGUCGGCUGAAGCACCUGUGCGAUGACUUCCACAAGAUGGCCGUUUGCAAGGACAAGAGCAGGACCCACCUCCGCGUGCUGGUCAAGUACUUCUCCAGCGACUACAAGGAAACCCACUUCCGCUACUUCGCCAGCUACGUCUUUUGCGAGAUCCUCAACUUAAGCAUCAGUAUUCUAAACUUCGUUCUCUUGGACCUAUUUUUCGGCGGUUUCUGGGCCCGUUACUGGCAUGCCUUGGUAGCCCUUUCCGAUGGGGACCUUAAUCAUUGGAACAGUAUCACGAUGCAGGUCUUCCCCAAGUGUGCCAAGUGCGAAGUGUACAAGGGCGGCCCCAGCGGAUCGCCCACCAUAUACGACCACCUGUGCUUGCUACCCCUAAAUAUACUGAACGAGAAGAUAUUUGCCUUCCUGUGGAUGUGGUUCAUUCUGGUGGCUGUACUGGUCUCCCUGAAGUUCCUGUACCGCCUGACCACCGCCUUAUAUCCCGGUAUGCGACUGCAGUUGCUGCGUGCCAGGGCUCGUUUCAUGCCCAAGUUGCACCUGCAGGUGGCCCUGCGCAACUGCAGCUUUGGCGACUGGUUCGUGCUAAUGCGCGUGGGCAACAACAUCAGCCCGGAGAUGUUCCGCAAGUUGCUGGAGGAGCUGUACGAGGAGCAGUCCCUAUCGAAGAAAAUCCCGCCAGGAGCGGACGAAAUCUAAAAGAUCAACAUUGACACUUCACUAAUCUCAAGUUAGUCAACUGCAUUUUCUCUAUUUCUGAAUAACAUCUACAGUAGAAGACUAAGAUGACAUGUGACAACUAUAAAACAUUUUCAUUCCUAUUUACAUUUUCCAUCGAUAUGCACACAUUAUCGAACAUAUUGUUAACUAAUCUAAACCGAUUGCUAAGCGAAUUAUAGCAUUUUCAGUUGCUCACCACAUACUCAUAUUUUUUAUUACCAAAAAAGUUUUUGACCACAUUCAAUGGCUUAAUUUCCGUUAUCAACUGAGUACUUCCUUAAUGAAAAUUAGUAUGUUUUAAGAAUUUAUGUUACUCUCAUGCAACGAUUAAAGACCAACUGAUUGGUAAAUAACA